GAGCCUUGCCAGGAGUUGCGAGGCGAAGCAAGUGCCGCCUAGGCCGCGACAGUUGGCCUCCCGCUGGCCCGGCCCAGACCACGGUUACCGAGUAGGGAACACGAGCACCGCCGGGCUCACCUGCGAGCUCCCGAGCGGGGCGCCCCAGCCUCUCAAGGACGGCCGAGCGACGGUUACCCUGGAGAGCGCGACCCACGGGAAUAAGUGGUAAUAAGACCUCAGUAGCCAUGGCUAGUUGUGACGUGAAACCAAAAUCAGUAAGUCAUGCCAAAAAGUGGUCAGAAGAGAUAGAAAAUCUGUACAGAUUUCAACAAGCAGGAUAUCGAGAUGAAGCUGAAUACAAACAAGUGAAACAAGUUUCUAUGGUAGAUCGUUGGCCAGAGACAGGCUACGUGAAGAAACUUCAGAGAAGGGACAAUACUUACUAUUACUACAACAAACAGAGGGAGUGUGAUGACAAGGAUGUCCACAAAGUGAAAAUUUAUGCUUACUAGUCCUUCCUCUUUGUGUUACUUGACAGUUUCUUUUCAAAAUGCAUUGCUUCAUUCCAUGUCAUGUCAGUGUUCCUCAUUUCACAAAAUACUCCAAAUGCAGACUUCAGUGGAAUGUUUGCGACACAAAAGCCAUGGAACUUGGUGUCUCUUAAUCAUCCUGUUCUGUUCUAGCCGGUUGUGCCCGCCUGGGUCUGGUUCUCCCUGGUUUAAGGAUAGCGCACAGCUGCGACACAGGGGAGGGAAGAGCCCUUUGUGAAGCCUUUCCAGGGGUUGUAAAGACGUUCUGUAGAGGUUCGCGGUCCCCCUACCCCAGCCGUUACAUCUUCACCUUGAACCUCUGAUCUACAGUUUGUGGCCUGAGGGCUUUCUCUUGCCUCUGGAGUCCUUUUCCAGUUGCUAAGUUGCCUGGAAACACCAAGGCAUGAUGGUGCCUGGGGCAGACGGUCAUCAGAGGCCCUGCCACCCGGUACCCCAGGAGGAAUCAGCCUGACACUUACCUUGUCGCAGGCACAGCAUCUCACUGGCUGACGAAGUCUGUUGCUUGUCUCCCUUCAUUGCCCCUCCUCCCACUCCCCUGCCAGGGCUUCAUUCCCUUCUGAAUCGCCUCCUUGCACUUGAAGCCGCGUCCUGGGGUCAGCAUCUGCCCCCCCCCCCCCCCCAAUGAACAACACGUUCCAGUGCUGCCUAGACUCACUGCAGAAACAGCCCAAAUGCUCACAGGCAAGGAAGCUGAUAAUUAACCUGUGAGACUUGUGAAGUCACCCCAAAUUCGAGAGUCUUGAGGGCUUGGAGAUUA
Molecule: messenger RNA, 1290 nt
Organism: Camelus dromedarius (Arabian camel)
Lineage: Eukaryota; Metazoa; Chordata; Mammalia; Artiodactyla; Camelidae
Gene: MEIG1
Product: meiosis/spermiogenesis associated 1
Exons: 3
Coding region: 228-494 (88 amino acids)
Cellular component (GO): nucleus
Source: RefSeq, a predicted model, not a curated record